Messenger RNA from Macrosiphum euphorbiae (potato aphid), 642 nucleotides. The record is from the annotation of a GenBank genome assembly. Lineage: Eukaryota; Metazoa; Arthropoda; Insecta; Hemiptera; Aphididae.
AUGAAAACCGAAUUUAAUAGAUGUUUAAAGUUAUUAUACAGUGAAAAAAAUGCUAAUAGUACAUUUUUAAGUGAUGACGAUGAUAAUGAAAGUGAUGGAAGUGUUAUAGAAUUAACAACUGUAGAUAAUAAGAAAAUUGUAAAAGACAAAAUGGUAAUAAACGAUGGCAUUUCCGCAAAACUUAGAUCUAUUGAUCAGAAAAGGUCCAGCUCAUUUCAAAAUUUACAGAAGCAAGCUACAAAAAUGAAACAAAUGUCUGAAAAUAGAUUUUGCCAUGGAAAAAUUGGCGAGAAUGUGAUGAUAAGAAUACCCGAUGUAGAUAGAGCAAGAUGUGUUCUUCGCAAUAUUCUAGGUGUGAUACUUUCUGUAAAAGACAAUUUGUACGAAAUUGGGACCAAGGAAGGAAAAAUAAACCAAAUUUAUAGUUGUAACCAAUUUAAGUUAAGCAAGGAGUCUUUUAUUACGACCGAAGAAGUACCUGAAAACAUAAUUUCCUUAAGAGGACGCCACACCCGCAUGUGUCAAGGAUAUAAUAGAUGUGGUUGUACGCAGAAGUGUAAAACAAAAAAAUGCAAAUGUAAAGCAGCUGGUAAACUAUGUAAUUCUAAGUGCCACAGUAGCAACCCGUGCUCAAAUAAAUAA